CUCGCCGCGCCGGCUGCAGGUUUGAGAGCCGCUCUGGAUGGGCUCGCUAGAGUCGUUGUUGUGGAAGCGGUGCAUUUACAGUGCAACAGUCAGCACAUUGAAAAUACCAAUAGGAAUACAAAACAAAGUCACAUUUACUGGUUUAAUUGUAUUGCAUUCAGUUGUAUCCAGGAAACAGCCUCCAACUAUGGACCCGCACGGCGGCCGCCGGCUGAGCGCGCGGCCGCCCGCCAAGGAACCCAGCCUGCCGGCGUGUUGACCGGCCCAGCCAACACCGCCGGUGACCCCGGACGCCGCCUCCUCCGCGCCGCCCGCGCGCGCCGCCUGCGCGCGGAGCCGCCCCCGGGCCCCGGCCGCGCUGCUCCCGGGAGGCGGUGGCGGGCCGGGGCCGGGGCCCGGCAUGGAUGGCCGCGACUUCGCGCCGCCGCCGCAUCUGCUGUCGGACCGCGGGAGCCUGGGCCACCGCAGCGCCGCUGCCGCUGCGCGCCUCGCCCCGGCCGGGCCCGCCGCGCAGCCCCCGGCACACUUCCAGCCCGGAAAGUACUUCCCGUCGCCGCUGCCCAUGGCUUCGCACACAGCCAGCAGCCGUCUGAUGGGCAACUCUCCGGCCUCUUCUUUCAUGGGCAGUUUCCUCACUGGCAGCCUGGGCUCGGCGGCCUCUGCGCACCCCAGCGGCCCCGCCCCCUCCCCCUCGGAGCAGGCCUACCGUGGCCCCCACCCCACCGCCUCCCAGAUCUGGUUCUCCCACUCGCACGAAGCUCCAGGGUACCCCAGAUUUUCGGGGAGUCUGGCAUCCACCUUCCUACCCAUGAGCCACUUGGAUCACCAUGGAAACAGCAAUGUUCUCUAUGGGCAACAUCGUUUCUAUGGAACCCAAAAAGAUAACUUCUACCUGCGCAACCUGCCCCCCCAGCCCACGCUCCUCCCUGCCAACCACAACUUCCCCGGCGUGGCCCGGGCUGCCCCUGGCCACCCCAUUGGCUCCUGCAGCCGAGACCGGGGCGAGGCCAGCCCCCUGCAGAAGGGCGCCAAGGAGUUUGACCACUUCGUCAUGGGCAAAGAGCUGGGCAGAGAGAAGGCUGGCAAGGCAGCAGAGGGCAAGGAGCGGCCAGUCGCAGAGGACGACGGCGGCAAGGAGCGCCACAAGCUGGUGCUGCCCGUGCCGGCUGACGGGCACUGCAAAGAGGGCACUGCCGCACCCCGGGGCACCUGCGAGGGCCGCCCCAAGCACCUGGCCUCCUGCCUGCUCAACACCAAGGUGCUCAACGGCGACAUGGGCAAGUCUGCCCUGGCCAGCUGUGCAGGGGGCGUGCUGGCGAGGUCCAGCAUGGGCAUGGCAGCCUCGGGCCGCUGCACCAAGGAGGCGGCGGGCCCCGCGGAGCCCGGGCCGGCCUUCAGCGAGUGCCUGGAGCGGCGGCAAAUGCUGCACCACGCCGUAUCCUACACUGUGCCGUCUGGCCUGCCCGCUGGGCCGCCCCCGCCCCUCAGCACAGCCACCGGCUCCUUCCCCUGCCUGCAGCUGCAUGGCAGCCCAGAUGGGCUCUGCCCACUGCAGGACAAAGUCCCCCGGGACCUGAAGGCCAGCGGGCCCACCUUCGUGCCUUCUGUGGGACACCUGGCCGACAAGAGCCGCCCCUUCCAGGCGGCCGAGGCCUGUGCCGUGGCAGGUGAGGGCAAAGAUCGGCACCUUGAUGGGGCCGUGGCCCCUGACCACACCACACCCUUUGGGGUCUCCUAUGCCCACCUGAAGGCUGAGGGCAAGGGUGAGCGGCGGCCUGGGGGCUUCGAGGCAGCCCUCAACCCCCGGCUAAAGGGUCUGGAGUAUCUCAACAGUGCAGGCCCCGAGGCCCCCUUCCCCGGGCUCCCCAAAGGCAGUCUGGACAAAGGCGGCUACUUCGAGUUGCCCGCCCCCUCACAGGACUGUGCCCGGCCGGUUCAUCAGGACCCGCUGGGUGGGAAGGUCACUCAGGCCUGCUGCACUUUAGACAAGACUGCCAGCAAGGAGGCGCCCGUGGGUCCCCCUGGGGCCCAGAAGGUGGCCCGGAUCCGGCAUCAGCAGCACUUGGUGGCCCCUGAGGUGGAGCCGGGGGCCAGUGGGGUCGAGGCCAAGCGCAAGUCUCUGGAGCUGGCAUCUCUGGGCUAUGGUGGGCCCCACCUGCCCCCGUGGAGCGUCCAGUCAAGCCAGGGCACUGCCAUGGCCAUCAGCGAGGAGCGCAAGGGCGGCGCCUACCUGGACCCGUUCGGCGGCGGCCUGCAGCAGGCAGCUCUUCUGUCCCAGGACCUGCCCACCCCGCCCGACGAGGUCUCGGCCAUGAAGAGCCUCCUCAAGUACAGCAGCCAUGCGCUGGUCGUGGGCCAGAAGGUGCCCUUUGUGGGCCUGGGUGGCCUCAAGGCCAGCUGCGCCCAGCAGGACGUGAAGUUCCCGGCCUCCAAGGGCCCAGGCCAGGCCCCCGGUGAGGUGGAGAGGCCCGACUGUGCCCGAAGCCGGGAACACGACGCCCCACACGGCGAUGGAGAGGUGCGCCAGCCGCCCGUAGGCAUCGCAGUGGCCUUGGCCCGGCAGAAGGACACGGUGAGCCGACCUGAGACGGCCUAUGGUGCCAGCACCGGGCGGCAGGGCCGGGCAGCCCCCACCUUCAAAGCUGGUGGAGGGCCCCGCGCCACCCACACGCUGGACCUGGAGGCCGAGGAGGAAAGGGCGCGCCUGUGUGAGGACCGUCUGGGGCUCUCGGGCCGUGAGCUGCUGCUGCAGGACAACAAGGACCUCGUGGAAUUCACCCGGAUCCACCCGUCAGGCAGCUGCCCCGGAGAUCUGGCCCCUCACCUCAUGAUCGGCAGCAGCUCCUCUCUGCAGAGCAGCCAGCUGGGCGGAGACCCAGCCCCCCACCCCCACCCUGCACACCCCCCCUGGCUGCCCCGCACCCGUAGCCCCUCCUUGUGGAUGGGGGGACAUUCUUACGGCCUUGGGCACCCUGCCCUGCACCAGAACUUGCCCCCUGGCUUCCCUGCCUCUGUGCCCGGCUCCAUGCCCUCCGUCUUCCCCCUCUCCCAGGAUGCCCCUGCACAGCUAGUCAUCCUACCCUCAGAGCCCACGCCCCACCCCGCCCCCCAUGCACUUGCUGAUGUCAUGGACCAGGCCUCGCUGUGGCCCCCCAUGUACGGGAGCCGGGGUCCCGCCUCCCACAUGCAGCACCCAGGUCAGCUCCCCGUCUACUCGCGGUCCCAGUUCCUGCGGCAGCAGGAGCUCUACGCCCUGCAGCAGCAGCAGCAGCAACAACAGCAGCAGCAGCAGCAGCAGCAGCAGCAGCAGCAGCAGCAGCGGGCUGCCCAGGCCCUGGAGCUGCAGCGGGCCGCCCAGUUCCAGCGGAAGCCCGAGGACCACCACCUGGAGCUGGAGGAGCCCGCCCAGGAGAAGGCCCUGAAGUCCACUCACAAGCCAGUUGCCUUAACCCCCUCGGCCAAGGGCGCCCCCUCACCCGCCACUGCAGGCCCCGCCAAGCUGCCACCCUGCUGCCACUCGCCCGCCCCGCAGCCCCCUGCCAGCUGCCCCACACCGCCGCCGCGUCCCAGCGCCCCGUGCACUUUAUCCCUCUGCCCCACUGGCAGCCCCGGGCCUGGCUCCAAGCUGUCCAGCACCGAGGACAAGAGUGGGGAGGCCCGGCGGCCCGGAGCCGACCUCAGCGCGUUGGAACCAGACCUGCCUCCCGGAUGCACGUGCCCUGUGGCUGGCUCGGGCUGCUCUCUGCCCCCCAAUGUGCACUCAUCUGACCUCUCGGACCCCAAAACUAUGCAAACCGCCACCCCUGGGGCCCAGCCUGAGCCAACGAGGACGUUCCCACCCAGGGAGCCACCCCCCCGCAGUCCCCCGAGCCUCGAGGAGCCUGGGCUGCCCUCAGGCGCCAGGGAGGCCACCCAGGACCUUGCCACCACCCCCUACCCUGCAGAGCAGGGACCCCCGGGGAAGGCAGCAGACCCCAGCCCACUGGAAGGGCUGCGGGAACUGCAAUUCGGGCCCUUCCUCAGGGGAGGGGGCCCUGAGGCCAGGGGCCAGGCUAAUUCUACUCAGGGAGGGGCCCGAGAGGAGAGGACCACGGAGGAGGGGAGGGAAGAAAGGGAGCAAGGGCCCUCGUCAGGGGCCGGCCCCCAGGCCCUGGAGCAGCAGGCGGGGAGCCCGGGUGCCCUGGACAAGGCAAAGCCAGGCGAGCGGCAGGCCCCUGGGGAGGCAGAGCCGGCGGCCAAGGCCGAGGCCAAGUUCCAGGAGGAUGAGCUGGAGGAGGAGGAGGAGGACUGGGGAUCGAUUCCUGACAGCAGGCACCUGCCCAGGACACUGCUGGGCCUGGAUGCCCUGGUGGCUGCCACCAUCGACCUGGGGGAUCUGCCCGCUGUUGGCCUGCUGGACCCUCAGCCCUGCACUGUCCCUGGGCCGCCCAGCACAGCCCCUCUGCCCCAUAGCUCAGGAAUUCACGGAAUCGCCCUGCUCAGCGAGCUGGCUGACCUGGAGAUCCAGCAGCGGAGGAGUGAGCCAGCCCUGCCAGAGGAGGAGGAUGUCCUGGCUUUCAACCUGCAGCGCCUGGCCACGCUGGCCUCAGCCUGGUCCCUGGUGGAGGCCGCUGGCCUGGACAGCCCUGCCUCCUCAGCCCAGCCCCUUGCUGCCGACCCCCGCAGGGCUCCCACGCUCACCCCCCGCAUGCAGAUCCUGCAGCGCAAGGACACCUGGACCCCCAAGACCAAGCCUGUAUGCCCACUGAAGGCCGCCAUCGACCGGCUAGACACGCAGGAGGUGGAGAUGCGCAUGCAGCUGGCAGAGCUGCAGCGGCGCUACAAGGAGAAGCAGCGGGAGCUGGCCCGCCUGCAGCGCAGGCAUGACCACGAGAGAGAGGAGAGCUCGAGGAGCCCUGCCAGGCGAGGGCCGGGCCGGCCAAGGAAGCGCAAAUACUCCAGCUUGCUGCCUGCCCUGCGAGCCAGCGGCCCACUCCCCAGGGGCGACGGCAAGAAGGUCAAAGCCAUGCGGUCCAGCCUGAGCCUGCUGUGUGCUGAGCUGCGGGGCGGCAGCGACGAGCCCACGAAGAAGCGGAGCCGACUGGAAAAGGGCGUCCGUGUGAGCCUGCAGCCCGCCCCUGUGGAGAAGGUUCGGUGCAAGAAAAGCAGUAGUCAGGGCGAGCUGGUGUCCGCAGUGGCCCACAAGGUGGCCCAGCUGAAGCCGAAAGUCAAGAACAAGGGGCUGCCCACCACCCUCAGUCCCUUCCGGCGGAAAGAGGCUGCCCCAGGUGGGCGAAUUCGGAAGAAGUUGUCUCGAGCCCAGAGCACUACAGUGUCUGGGGCAGCCCGGCACCCACAGCCCGACGGUGACGGCAGCAGGGAGACACCCAAGUUCCCUGCCCAGCCGGCAGAGGCCACGGCACUCGAGGCAGGCAGUGGCUAUGACAGUGAGACCUGCGAGGGUCUCUUAGGGACAGAGGCACCCCCCAAGGAGCCUGGGCUGGCUCUGCAUGCUGGGGCCAGUGUGGCUGCGCUGGGGCCCUCGCCCUCCUCCGUGGUCAAGAUGGAAGCCAACCAGAAAGCCAAGAAGAAGAAAGAGCGACAGGGCUUGCUGGGGGCCUGCCGCCUGUCCAGCCCAGAGAGCGAGGUCAAGAUCAAGAGGCGGGCGGUGAAGGCCAAGGUGGGCACCAAGCUGGAGCGGGCCCCGGGGCGCAGGCCCCCAGGCGCGCCAGGCAAGAAGAAGGCCAAGGGUAAGGCCAAAGGUGGCCUGCGGGCAGAGCCGGGGUCCACCCCCAGCAGGGACGCCCUCUUCAGCCCCACCCGGGCCUUUACCUGCCGCGAGGAGGGCAGCAAGCUAGCCAGCGAGCGCCUCAAGAGAGCCACACGCAAGAGCACAAUGCUGCAGCCAGGACUGCGGCGGAAGAACGGGGCCCUGUCCAUCGCCCUGUCGCCCCGCAAUGCCAAGGCCAUCCUGGGGAGGGGCAGGAAGGUGGCCAAGGUGAAAAACAAGGCCAGCGGCAAGCAGGGCAAGGGCCGGGCGGUGAGCCGGCUACUGGAGAGCUUCGCAGUGGAGGACGACUUCGAGUUUGACGACAGCAGCAGCUUCUCGGAGGAGGAGGAGGAGGACGAGGAGGGGCCCAGUGGCCCCCUGAGCGCAGAGCAGAGCGCCGCCCUGGCACGUUCGUGCACCAUCCACAAGGAGGACCUGCAGGACGGGCUGGCUGUGCUUAUCCCCAAGGAAGACAGUCUGCUGUAUGCGGGCAGCGUCAGGACCCUGCAGCCCCCGGACAUCUACAGCAUCGUCAUCGAGGGUGAGAGAGGCAACCGGCAAAGGAUCUACUCACUGGAGCAGCUGCUGCAGGAGGCGGUUCUCGAUGUCCGGCCGCAGUCCAGCCGGUACCUUCCCCCCGGUACGAGGGUCUGCGCCUACUGGAGCCAGAAGUCGCGUUGCCUGUACCCAGGCAACGUGGUCCGAGGCGCCUCCAGUGACGAGGAGGAGGACCUGGACUCAGUGGUGGUGGAGUUUGACGACGGGGACACCGGCCACAUCGCCGUCUCCAACAUCAGGCUGCUGCCUCCGGACUUCAAGAUCCAGUGCACAGAGCCCUCGCCGGCCCUGCUGGUGUCCAGCAGCUGCCGGAGGACUAAGAAAACUUCCUGCGAGGCCCCCCCACCCAGCGAGGCCACCGCCCCCAACCUGUCACCCAAGGCACAUGACAGCCCUGAGGCCUCGAAGACCCCCGGGAAGAAAUCCAUCAGCAAAGACAAAGCUGGCAAAGCAGAGCUGCUAACCUCAGGUGCCAAGCCCCCCUCAGGGGCCUCAGACCACUUCCUGGCCCGCCGGGGCAGCCCUCUGCUGAGCUGGUCGGCAGUGGCACAGACCAAGCGGAAGGCAGUGGCCGCAGCGACGGCGGGCGGCAAGGGGCCGGGCGUGCUGCAGAACCUCUUCCAGCUCAACGGCAGCGCCAAGAAGCUGCGGGCCCGCGAGGCGCUGUUCCCUGUGCACAGCGUGGCCACGCCCGUGUUCGGCAAUGGUUUCCGUGCCGACUCCUUCAGCAGCCUGGCCAGCUCCUACACGCCCUUCGUCGGCGCGGGCGGGCCGGGCCUGCCCGGGGGCGCCCACAAGCUGCUGCGGGCCAAGAAAGCCGAGCGGGCCGAGGCCGAGAAGGGCGGGCGGCGGCGGGCGGGCGGCGAGUUCCUGGUCAAGCUGGACCACGAGGGCGUGACCUCCCCCAAGAAUAAGAACUGCAAAGCACUGCUCGUGGGCGACAAGGACCUCGGGCCCAAGCUGGGGCGGCCCCUGCCCAGCCCAGGCUACGCACACCCAGCCCUCGUGGGCAAGGACAGGAAGGGCCGGGCACCCGUCCACCCAUUGCCCGUGGGGCUGGCGCUGCGCAAGUUCACGGGCCAGGCCGAGUACACGCUACCCUGCGACAGUGACUGCCACAGCUCCUACUCGGACGAGGAGGAGGACGAGCCCGGGCUGGCCCCCGGUGUGCCCUCCCGCUUCCUCGCCCGCCUAUCCGUGUCCUCCUCCUCCUCGGGCUCGUCCACCUCCUCCUCCUCGGGCUCCCUGUCCACCUCCAGCCUCUGCUCCUCGGACGACGAGGGCUCCUCCUACAGCUCGGACGAUGAGGACCCGGCCCUGCUGCUGCAGACCUGCCUCACCCACCCAGUGCCCGCCCUCCUGGCCCAGCCUGAGGCCCUGCGUGCCAAGGGCAGCGGCCCCCACGCGCAUGCCCAGCGCUGCUUCCUGUCCCGGGCCGCGGUGGCCAGCGGGGGCGCGGGCCCCAGCGGCAGCAAAUCCAAGCUCAAGCGCAAGGAGGCCAUGAGCUUCUCCAAAGCCAAAGAGCUUUCCCGGAGGCAACGGCUGCCCUCCGUGGAGAACCGGCCAAAGAUCUCAGCCUUCCUGCCCGCCCGGCAGCUCUGGAAGUGGUCGGGGAGCCCCACGCAGAGGCGGGGCAUGAAGGGGAAAGCCAGGAAGCUGUUCUACAAGGCCAUCGUCCGGGGCAAGGAGACGCUGCGCGUCGGGGACUGCGCCGUCUUCCUGUCGGCCGGGCGGCCCCACCUGCCCUACGUCGGCCGCAUCGAGAGCAUGUGGGAGUCGUGGGGCAGCAACAUGGUCGUGAGGGUCAAGUGGUUCUACCACCCGGAGGAGACCAAGCUGGGGAAGCGGCAGAGCGACGGGAAGAACGCGCUGUACCAGUCCUGCCACGAGGACGAGAAUGACGUGCAGACCAUCUCCCACAAGUGCCAGGUCGUGGGGCGUGAGCAGUACGAGCAGAUGACGCGGAGCCGCAAGUACCAGGACCGGCGGGACCUCUACUACCUGGCGGGCACCUACGACCCCACCACGGGGCGCCUGGUGACGGCCGACGGCGUGCCCAUCUUGUGCUGAGCCUGCGCCCGGCUGGCCCGCGGAGGCCCUGCCCGCCCAGCGGUGCCCGGGGCGCGGAGCCGCGAGGACGCAGACAGGCAGCAGCCAGCCCCGCACCCCAAGGGGCGAGUCUGAGCAAAUAUGCAAACCCACCAGGCGAGACCUAGGCUUUUUUACUAUUUUCCCUGGAAAGAGAGCUCUGGGCCUCGGAUCCAGUCCCACCCUGUCUGCUGCGGAGGGUCGGCUGUGGCCCACCGGCCGCCGCGCUCUCUUUUCCCGCCGGCAGUUCACGAGAGAUUAGAAUCCAAGCCAUAUUUUCCCUAGUACCUCCGACUGUCUCCCACCAGGGAAAGCAGAAAUCAGGUGUGUUGUCUAUUUAUUUCUCUCUGUAAAUAUUGUAUUUCUGCGGGGAAGUUUUACGGAAAAAAAAGUGGAAAAGGAUUUUCCCCACACGUGAUGAGAGUGUGUGCGUGCGUGUGCGUGUGUGUGUAGAGAUUUUGUUCUGGGGGGUUUUCUUUGAAAAUGCACUGUUUUCCUCAGCAUAGCUGAGUUCCAACUGGGGCAUCUGUGAUGACAGAGGCAGCUGAGGGUGGGGGGCGGGGGGCUGGAGGCCAUAGGAGGGGUUGAAUGGGACCCCUGGUGACACCCGCUGAUCUCUUCGGGGGACUGUAUAAGACGAAAGUCACACAAGUUUAUUUCCUUUUAACUCAUCUCCUAGGAAAAAAAGUUCUGGGGGGAGAUUCAAUAAUGAGGGUCCUUUGGGGAGAGAAGGGAUCCCAGAAGCUAAAAUGAAAGCCAGGAUCAGCUGGGCCCCCAGCCCAGGAGUGUGACAGCAGCCAUACGUAUCUUACCUCUGUUUAAAAAAAAGCAAAAAUGAACAAAUAUUUUGAAGUACCGAUAUGAAAAAGUGAUGUUUUGAUUUUAUUUCCUGAGUAUUCCAAGUUACUGUUGAUUUCUUUUCCGAUGGCCAGUUUGUCCAGUGUCCACUCAGAGCAGGGAAGGGACUGGCCCCCGCCAACACACGUGGAGGUUUCCUGCGGCCACUUGGCAGGGCGAAUAGCUUGUUGGGCUAGUGUUGGGAGCAGGGAGCGAGGGCCCCUCCUGCUCGCCUGAGCCCACACCCUGACCCUGAGUGUAGGGAGCUCCCCUCCGCCCAGUGCCCUGGGCACCAGACCCUCAGCGCCACCCCAGGAACCCCAGAGAACAUGUCACCCUUCACUUGUCCCAUGGCCAAGAGGGACAGACAGGGCAAGCCGGACCUGUAGCCCCACAGACCUUGUCCCCAAAACUCACCAAGGGCCAUGUGUUCCCAUGUCUCACCUCCCCGGGGCUCCCCUGGCCCCACCAGGAGCCCCAGGAAAGCCCCCCAAGCUAGCCACUGCUCCUUAGGACGAGUUCUCAUGUGACCCACAGCCCAGGUGCCCAGGAAACAAGGCGUGGCAGCAGGUGCCGGCACCGCAACCUGGGCCCUCAGCCCCCCUUUCUUUCUGACCAGGAGACCAGAAAACCGUCCCGGCCCCCCCGGAGGGCCCUCCUCCCACUCCCGGCGGCUCCAUGGGAAGUGCAGGGAUGGGGAGGGGCCCCUGGACCCCAGCUUGCCCUCCGCCCGACGCUCCCCUUUGUCUGGCCGAGUGCAAUAUUUCAUUCCUGGUGGGGGCGUCCCGGUGGCAUCCGCUGGCCGAGGGGCUGCCAGGGCCGGGGAAGCAGGAAGAUGCGGAAGGGGAAGACGCGCCCUGCUCCGCGUGGGGACAGCCCAGCCGCGAAGCGCAGCCCAGGGCUGCUUUCACCCCGAGCACCCAGCAAAGGGAACACGCCCCCACCCCGGGUCUCCGCUAUCCUGUCCUGUCCUCUCUCCUCCCCCAUCUGUGUCUGUACGUGUGGAUGGUGUGGCCCCUCCCCCAACCGUGGUUAAACCUGGCAGAAGCUCCCCUAUUGUAAAUGUGUAAACGAAGAGGAUGGUUGGGUUUUUUUCAAUGUAAACACUAAAAACAAACAAACAAAAAAAAAAACACAAAGGUUUUAUGAACAGCAAACUCUAUGUAAAGGCAUUUUAGUAUUAAAUUUUCUAUUGAUAACUUGCUUAAGAAUAAAUAUAUGAACUAUUGUACAGUU
Equus caballus (horse) is the source of this 10468-nucleotide messenger RNA. The record is from RefSeq and is a predicted model, not a curated record. NCBI's taxonomy places the organism in Eukaryota, Metazoa, Chordata, Mammalia, Perissodactyla, Equidae.